AUGUCAUUGAACAUGGAUGAUAUUGUCCAUGGGAAUCUUGAUGAUCCUAGCCCCGUAUUUCAAGGAGUCAAUGACAAACCCUCAUCCCUUGCUCCAGAACCUGGCAAUCAUCAUUCAUCUAACAAGUUUGAACGUACUGAUCCCCACUCUCUAUUCAACCCUUUGUCUAACUCUGACCGCGAUGUCAAUAUGAUCGAUCAAUCUGCCUCCCAUUGUGACCAAGAUACCUUUGAGGAGGUCUGUGAAAAACUCCAGUCUGAGUUGAAACUCGAUCCUCAGCAUUUGAAGAUUGCUCUUCUCGCUAGCAAGUUUGUCCCGGAAGAAGGGAACACUGCAGUGAUUUUUGCAAAUGGCGCCUAUCACCAACUCAAUGGUCCCCAACCAGCUGAAACUCUUGAGUUUGAUCAAGUUUUCAAGAUCUUUGUCAGAAAAAAGGCUUGCAUUCUCUUACUUGAACCAACCAUCAAAGCAUACUCAAACAACCCCCAUAGGAACGGUGUGGUGUUCUAA
Molecule: messenger RNA, 510 nt
Organism: Puccinia graminis f. sp. tritici CRL 75-36-700-3
Lineage: Eukaryota; Fungi; Basidiomycota; Pucciniomycetes; Pucciniales; Pucciniaceae
Exons: 3
Coding region: 1-510 (169 amino acids)
Source: RefSeq, a predicted model, not a curated record